Molecule: messenger RNA, 363 nt
Organism: Acanthocheilonema viteae
Lineage: Eukaryota; Metazoa; Nematoda; Chromadorea; Rhabditida; Onchocercidae
Source: the annotation of a GenBank genome assembly
AUGAACGAAGAUCAAACAGCGAGACAACAGGGUCCUAAGCCUGCUGGCAGAUUGUAUGUGAAAGCAGUAUUUGCUGGCUAUAAACGUUCGCAACGAAAUCAGCUUGAACAUACAUCACUUCUAAAAUUGGACGGAGUUUACAACAAAAAGGAUGCUCAGUGGUAUGUUGGCAAAAGAGUUCUCUAUGUUUAUAAAGCACACAAAAAAACAAGGGUGCAUGGAAAAGCACCAAGUCGCGUACGAGCAAUUUGGGGGAGAAUAACUCGAGUACAUGGCAAUAUAGGUACAGUGAAAGCAAAAUUCUGCAGAAAUCUCCCACCUCAGGCGAUGGGCAAACGUGUGCGAGUGGUAAGGCGUACAUAA